UGCGUUCUGAAAUAUAUCUAGAAAUUAUUUGUACAUCAAAUAUAUUCAUUAAUUUGGAAUGAUCUGAAAGUAUGUCGGAUCUGGAUAUAUAAAACAAGGAAAAACUAGCAUUCCAAAAGCAAAUUGAUUUUAUGACCGGCCACGUACAGCUUCGAGGAUUUCGCGUAUCAGCUGAUCAUAGUGAUAUCCCAGAGUCCACGAUGAAAAGUCCGAAAGAAAAUGAUUCUCUAUUUGAGGGCCGUUUCAGAGCAACUCGUGUGUGGAAUGGUAUGAUAAGGCGCUUUCGAAAUGGAAUGCCUGUAAAGCGACAUCGACGUCAACUGCGUAUCUUCGACGGUUGUUUUGCAGGUCGUGAGGCAGUAGAUUUUAUGAUGAACGAGCUACCGAAGUUUAUCCAUGACGGUCGAGAAAUAACCAGAUCCAGUUGUUCAAAACUUUUGGCUAUUUAUAUGAGUAUGGGGUUAUUUUGUAGUGUGCGUGGGAAAUGCGAUGAUAACGAAGUAUUCAAAGAAAGUGAAUUAUAUCGGUUUUCAUGUACUUCUCCUGAACUACUCCCUACAACACCAGUGUUAGUCCGCCGCGCCGCUUCAUUCAAUGAAAGAUGUAGUUUCAGACAAAAUAAUCGUUCUAAGAACAGAGACUUUCGAUUUACUGCCCCACAAAGGGUGCAUAACGUCUGGAGAAAUCGAAACAACGACUCGAUGAUACCAGCGCGAAUGCCUAUUCCCUCAAUGCAGCCGAAUGCUCCGCUUUCUCGUCGUUUAUCAGCAUCCCAUGGGAACCUGCCUUCUAUGUUUAGCUCCCGGGCAAUGUUUUUCCAGAAUCUAAAUGAUGAAUUAUCAAGAAGAUCAACUAACAAGAUUAUAUUGAAAGGAAGCGUCUCUCAGGAAAAAAUAAAUGAAGUGGCUAUAGAGAAUAUUGAAAUUGGAGCAGGAACAUCAGAACAGAUUAAUGUAUUAGACGAGAUGAUCACUAAGUUAAUCGAAGUAAACAGUAAUUCAGCCGACUCUUCAGGAAUGAACAACCUUCGACAUUUCGGAAAAAUUAUUCAGACCAAAACUCCGGAGAGCUGUCAGCCUUCUGGAUCUCCAGGAGCGGUUGUCAAUGAAGAACAUAGUGGUGCUCAUCUGUUCCUUGAUGCCAGCGAAAUCUACAAAAACGUUCUAUUAAAUCGGUUGCAAUCAUUGCUUCAGGUAGAUUCACUAAAGGGGAUUCUCGACUAUGAUUUCAGCGGUGCGGAUGUUCGAUGGAAUUGCGAACGGGUCGGAACGAAAGGAAUAGUUCGAGUUCAACCUGAGAAUGACUAUCUAACAAAUUAUGUUAUAACAAUGAUGCGUUAUCUGUCGCGAUGGCCAUUCGAUACAAAAUUCGUAGAAUCCGCGCAUGUACCAUAUGAAGGAUUCGAAUUGAAUGUUUUCAAAAGUGUUUGUGAGCAGUUUGAUAAAGACUGUCCCAUGCUUCCGAAUGUUGUGGCAUCGUCGGUUUUACACAUCAUACAACUGUUUCGCCAAAGAAGUUUUAAACAACGAAACUCAGCAGAAUUGCAUAAGGAAACAGUUUUUUGCGCUGACAGUUCACCAUUUACACGUUACGUGCAAAAGGCUGUUAAUUCUCAGAUUCAUAGUAAAAUAGAUGGAAAAGAUGAAAGUUCUAAUUUGCGCACAACAGUAUCGCCUAGCAAAGGAUUUAUUGGUGAGGAACAUGCCAUGUCACCACCAAACACUAUACGCUCUUCCGUAUCCACUUUGUCAGCAGGCAGUGAAACUUUUUCAUGCAGAAUGGCCUAUGAAGCAAUUUUAACACGGCUUCCAGGUCUGCAACGAAGUCCCGAGCUUAUGCAGCGUAUUGAGGAACUGGCCAAAACAAACGCUCUUGUGCCACGUUCAAGCACUCCUUGUGCAGAAUCUUGUGUAUUACUCGCCGGAAUCAACAGUGAAAAUGAGAGAUUGAUGAAACAAGCAGUAUCGUUAGUCAUGCUAACUUUGGAACCACGUGUUCGUCGUCGAUUGCACUAUCUCUUGCGCUUUAUGCAACGUGUCAGCCGAAAUUAUUGUUUGCGAAUGGAUAAACGCCGUGAUAACCGUUCAAUUGUUCUCGAAGGUUUGCCGAACAAGAUAUUGCGUACAUCUCAAACUAUAAACGCAUCAGAAUGCCAUCAAUUGGUCAUAUUUUUAAUGGAUAAUGAAUGCGAUACGUUUUCCAUCCCAGAAGCAUUCAUUGCAGAGGUCAAACAUCAGCUUUCACUACCACACGAGGUUGUUAUAAAGAAAUCGCCAACUGCACAGCAAUCUAUUACUGAGGAAUCAUCAGGUGCAGAACGCUUGAAGCAGCAUUUCUGUGAACCAAUCGAAAUAGAAGAAUAUGAAUCGCAAAAACAAGAUGUUGAUAGUCAUUUGCUAUCCCUCUUGAAUGACAUAUUGAAUGACGAAAAUCUUUCAAUUGUAGACCGAAAGCAGCGACUUAAGAAGUUCAAAAAGACUUACCCAGAAAUCUACGCAAAGAAAUUCCCAUCUCCUGAAUUACCGAAGACUCGAUUCAUCGACCGAAUUAGGAAUUUCCACUUCUGAUUCCAAGUGUAACUAAAUAUUUAAUUUACACAGCAAGAAAUGAACCGAGAAGUAAAUCUGCGAAAUAAUAUCACAGAAAUGGACUGAGGACAGCUUGAUGAUUAAAUUAUGAUAUUUUGAGAUAAUGACUCACAUGCUACUUCCUUACUGCUUGAAUUAAAUAUUAUCAGUAGAAAAUAUAAGAAGUUUCACUAUGAGUCUGUUGAUUUCAUUCGUAAUUUAUCGCUCAUCAAUGUUACCGGAAAUGCUCGUAUGUUGUUUAAACAAAACAUUUCAUCCAAAUAUUUCUACUCUUUAUUAUUCUGUUUGUUGACUAUGUGAAUAUAGAUGAUGUGUGAAUGAACUCAAUUCUGAC
Molecule: messenger RNA, 2922 nt
Organism: Loa loa (African eye worm)
Lineage: Eukaryota; Metazoa; Nematoda; Chromadorea; Rhabditida; Onchocercidae
Exons: 17
Coding region: 132-2567 (811 amino acids)
Biological process (GO): intracellular signal transduction
Source: RefSeq, a predicted model, not a curated record